AUGUCUCUCCACGUGACAACCACCAUCAAGCACUCAACCCUUAACGCAACCCUGCAUGGCGUCCUUCGCCGUGGCGGCGCCGACGUCUUGCAGUUUCGCGGCAUCAAGUACGGCCAUGUGCCCGCACGGUUCACAGCGCCCAUCGCGGUGGAUGACUGGGCGGGCGCGAACGUAGAUUGCAAGGAGUACGGACCGCGGUGUCCGCAGCAGGCUUUCGACGUUGGGUAUUUGCUGCGGCUGCCCGAAGACGUGGAACUGCCGCGUGAGAGGGAGGAUGAGUUCGAGUGCUUGAAUUUGGAUAUUUCGAUGCCGGCGUCGGAGGCGCGGGUGGGGGAAAGGAAGAGGGAGGGACUGCUGCCGGUUAUGGUGUGGAUUCACGGUGGUUCUCAAGUAAUGACGUUUGGCUCUGCGGCAUCUGGAAUCUGUGAUACGUGUAAGAUUGUCGAAACCUCUGUGAAGGAGUCGAAGCCCGUAAUUGUGGUAGCCAUGCAAUACCGCUUAAACAUUUUUGCCUUUGGAGACGGCAAAGGUCCGAGAAACCUCGCCUUGAAGGACCAAAGGCUUGCAAUCGACUGGGUCAAGAAACACAUCGCUGGGUUUGGCGGAGACCCCGAAAAUAUCACGGUUGCCGGAGAGAGCGCAGGCGCAGUGUAUGCGCAUGCGCAAGUGGUGGGGAAUGCGCCGGUCAAGAGAGCAAUUCUCAUGUCCGGCACUCUUGAAAUGUCACCGCCGCGACCUCUCUCGAACGAAGCGACGAUCGUUGCUCCAAUCGAGGCGAAACUAGCCAGGAUCGGGUCGUCGCUCAGGACCGCAACUGCCGAGCAGAUAAUUGAGGCGCUCACAGAAGCAAACAUGGUCAGCAUGUGGCUUCAGCAGAGCCCGGACGAGCCUGAGUUGAGUGAGUGGACGCGCACAGGAAAUGCCAGCAGCCUGUUGAUCGGAGAUGUUGAGUAUGAGUCGAUUCUUUGGCGAAACGGCAUCGAGGCAUUGACACCUCAAAUGAUUGUGGACGCGUUCAACUUGGCAGGCGAGCACAGCGGAGAGCUGCGGCGGGCAUACAACAUAACCGGGUCGCGGGCGACGCCGAGCAAGACAGGGGCGCUCGACUUCAUCAACGACACGCGCUUCUCAUGGCCGAUCAGGAAGCUCAGCAGGGCGUGGCGGGCGGGCGGCUUGCCUGUAUACGGUUACGCGGUUGACCAGGCCAACCCAUGGCAGGCCAGCAGCAGGGCGCACCACGCCGUCGAUCUCGUGCUGCUGUUUGGCGGGCUGGAUCUGUCAUUCAAUCCGGCGGCAGCGGCUGUCGGAGACGAGAUGAGGCGGAGGUGGAUCGCGUUUGUCAACGGGGAAGCCCCCUGGUCGGCAGACACGACCUUCGCAUUUGGGCCGCACGGCAUCAGCAGAGAGGUGGACGCGGGCGGGCUCGCAGCUCGAAGGAGGACGGCGCAGAUGGAGACGCUGGAGCGCGUGGAGCCGGCGCAGCUUGGGGCCGUGUUCGCCGCGCUUGCCGCUGGGCGGGUGAGUCUCCUCAACUGA
Messenger RNA from Lasiodiplodia theobromae, 1536 nucleotides. Its product is annotated as Carboxylesterase. Lineage: Eukaryota; Fungi; Ascomycota; Dothideomycetes; Botryosphaeriales; Botryosphaeriaceae. Bases 1 to 1536 code for a protein of 511 amino acids. The transcript has 5 exons. The record is from RefSeq and is a predicted model, not a curated record.